Molecule: messenger RNA, 1818 nt
Organism: Knipowitschia caucasica
Lineage: Eukaryota; Metazoa; Chordata; Actinopteri; Gobiiformes; Gobiidae
Source: the annotation of a GenBank genome assembly
AUGGCCAAAUACUGCUUCUUUCACUAUUACCAAAACUACUGCUACGACCACUGCGGCUCCCCCCACCAGGGACGGCGAGGCUUGGAUCCGCCGCGCAGCCUUCGCUCCUCCGCCUGGACUAUGCCCGAGAUGGAGAAGGGCAGACCCGCGGAGAAUAAGCGCAGUAGGAAGCCAGCGCACCCGGUGAAACGAGAGCUCAACCAUGAGAUGAAGACGUUUGCAGAGAGCACCAUGAACGAGCUGCUGGGCUGGUACGGCUACGACAAAGUGGAGCUGCGAGAGUCCGAGGCCAACGAGAUCCGCAACUACCGCGAGAGGAGGCAACAUGUAUCGGUGCUCAAAGAAAACUCGGUGCCAAAAGCCAAAGAGUCCAAAGCCUGUGCCCCGCCCACUAUGAAUGGAGCAGACCGAGACGUGUCCAGUGUCCCAGUGUCGUCCUCCUCCACAUCCUCCUCUUCCUCCUCUUCCUCCUCCUCCAUCAGUGUUCCCAAAGAGCCCAGCAGUGCCCCGGUCAUCGUGCCACUCAUCAAGCCCUCUGCAGUGGAGGAGGCCCAUGCCGUGCAGAUUGUGUGUGUGUGGUGUCAGAAGGAGGGGGUGAAGCGCUACUCCCUUUGUAUGGGCUCCGAGCUCAAGAGCUUUUGCAGCGAGAAGUGUUUCGCCGCCUGCAGACGCGCCUACUUCAAACGCAACAAGGCCCGGGACGAGGACCUCCAGAGUGAGCGCUCUCCACAGCCUCCACUCACCGACGACUCCACCAGACUCGUGCUGAAGACAAACAGCUCUGUUCGGUCUUUGUCCCCUGUGUCGCAGGCCUGUGACUGGUGCAAACAUGUGCGCUACACCAAAGAAUACCUGGACUUCGGGGCGGGCGAGGAGCGUCUCCAGUUCUGCUCCACCAAGUGCCUCAACCAGUACAAGAUGGACGUGUUCUACAGAGAGGCCCGCGCCGCUCUCUCCACUUCCAGCAACGCCAAGUCCGACCCCGAAUCCAGCCCGAGCCGAGAGGGACAUUCUUCAGAAGGCAAAAACGGCACUCCUCAAAAGCUCCUCACUCCGGAAUCGUGGACUGGGAGCAACGGUGAAACCAAGCAUAGAAAAUUAUCGCCCAAAAUCACCAACGAAUCCUCUUUAGAAGCGAAACCAUCCGGGUCACGAACUUUAGAUAGAACCCCUCAAACGCAAACUCCUGUUCACCCUGCUACCAUAACCGCUACGCCCCACCCUAGCCCGGUCCCACACUUGCCUCCACGUCAUAUGGUAGACCACCCACACCCGCAUGGUCCUCCAAUACAGGCGUCAUUCAUUCGACCUCCCCUGCAUGCGCAAGGGCUUAAGAGUCCACUGACCCACCCAAUGCGACAUCCCGGUCCGCCCUCUAGCCCCAUCCACAGACACCCGCAUUCGCCCCACUUACAACCCCCCAUGAACCCGCCCGGUCUCAUGCACCCAUUCCCCGGAGCAUAUUUCCCAGGUUUGCAUUCUCCGCCGAUGAACAUGAUGCCGCGACUUCCGGUUCCGUCCGUUCCGCCAAUGCCUCCCGCUCAGGGACAAGGGCAGCCUAAGGAUACCAGCUACGGCGCUCCCUGCUGGUGGGGACAUGGAGCCGGCGCUGAAGAGGAGGUGUCUACGUCUACGGGAGCAAAACAAGUAAAACGUAUGGAGAUUCCUUGUGCUAUGAAUGGCAGUGCCAGAGAGAGCUCCCCCCAGUGGCCUAGCUCCUGUACUGCUCCUCCGCUCUGCCUGUGGAUCAGCAGGGCUCAGACCCCAUGUCCCGGACCAAAGAGGGCUUCUGGGCGAGACUCUUCAGAAACACAUUAA